Molecule: messenger RNA, 417 nt
Organism: Cryptococcus amylolentus CBS 6039
Lineage: Eukaryota; Fungi; Basidiomycota; Tremellomycetes; Tremellales; Cryptococcaceae
Product: thioredoxin
Exons: 3
Coding region: 1-417 (138 amino acids)
Cellular component (GO): cytoplasm
Molecular function (GO): oxidoreductase activity, acting on a sulfur group of donors, disulfide as acceptor
Source: RefSeq, a predicted model, not a curated record
AUGCUCUCCCAAUUCGCCCGUUCUGCCCGACCCACCGCCUCCCUCCGCACCACGCUCCUGACUCAGCGAGGUUUCCACGCCACCAGGAUCGCCCGAGACCAUUUCCUGGAUGCUACCCCCGAAGCGUUCGAGAAGAGGGCGUUGGAUGCUGGUAAUGCCAAGCCUGUUUUGGUCGACUUUUAUGCCGACUGGUGUCAGCCCUGCCGAGUGCUUUCGCCACUGCUGAAAGCGGUCACUGGCCCCGAAACAGAAUUCGACCUCAUGACCGUCAACGUCGACAACCACCCUGAAAUCGCUGGCAACUACAAGAUCAGUGCUCUGCCAACCGUGGUCGCUUUCAAGAAUGGUGCCGUCAAGAACAAGUUUGUCGGUUUCAAGGGACAGGACGAUAUCAACAAGUUCUUGGGCAUGCUCUAA